CUCAUGUAAUAUUCCUUCGCAUCGUUUCCUCUGUCUCUCCCUCUCCUCGUCGAAAACCAUCCAAAGCUUUCUCUCUAGUACCCCCCCCGGCAUGAAAUCCUCGCGGCGGCAUUCGCAGCUCGUCUGGAUAGUCCUCAUCCUCGAUGCAAUCGCAUUCGCCCUCGCGGUGGCGGCGACCUUGCGGAUACACCGAGCCACUGCUCAAAGAGAUAGCCCACAGGGCGAUGUUUUCACUUGCGAGUAUCGCGCGGGUCAGGCCACGAAUCUUGGCAUCGCCGCUGCGAGUUUCCUCGCCGCCGGGCAGCUCUUUGUGACCCUGGUGACGAGAUGUAUGUGCUGCCCUUGCCCUCUCAAGCGAAAGGCCGCUAACAUCUGCGCAGUCAUUCUCUUCAUCUUCUCAUGGAUCGCGUUUCUCGUCGCGGAGCUCUUUAUCCUCACCGGGACCGCGCGCGUAACUUUCCAGAGUAAAAGAGUGUCGGGCUCAUCGAUCCACGAGUGUAAAGUCGCGCGCCAGGUGAUAUUCGGGAUUGGCGCGGCGGCUGCGUUGCUUACCGGGUUACUUGCCUCAGCUUAUUACCUCUGCUACGUGGAGGCGCGGAAGAAUCUCCGUGCUGGCGAGUAUGUGUAGGGGAGAGAGAGAGAGAGAGAGAGAGAGAGGGUUUUUACUUGUGUAUGGUAAUUUUGUUCUUUACUUUUCACCUGUAUAGUGAUUGGAUUCUACCUGUGGGACAAUGAGUCGGCUCCUCCGUAGAAGUUAAAAGUAUAAUAAUGGAUGCCACUUUACCUUUU
Molecule: messenger RNA, 789 nt
Organism: Selaginella moellendorffii
Lineage: Eukaryota; Viridiplantae; Streptophyta; Lycopodiopsida; Selaginellales; Selaginellaceae
Exons: 3
Coding region: 92-628 (178 amino acids)
Source: RefSeq, a predicted model, not a curated record